This is a messenger RNA of Branchiostoma belcheri (Belcher's lancelet), 704 nucleotides long. RefSeq names its product lipopolysaccharide-induced tumor necrosis factor-alpha factor homolog. The transcript has 4 exons. Bases 133 to 522 code for a protein of 129 amino acids. The record is from RefSeq and is a predicted model, not a curated record. NCBI's taxonomy places the organism in Eukaryota, Metazoa, Chordata, Leptocardii, Amphioxiformes, Branchiostomatidae. Gene Ontology annotation, molecular function: zinc ion binding.
ACGUCCCCGGUACAAGUGUAACAGUAGCUGCGUCAUCGACGUACUUCUGGUCACCUGGAGGGCAAAGGGCAUAGCUGCCUCUAGUCUCAGUACAACUCAUCGAAACAAGUGUUCAUCAAGAUCCUGGUCCAAAUGGGGGACACUAAAGCGCCGUUACUUCAGAACGAGGAAACCCCUCCCCAACCACAACAGCAAUAUGGACCCCAGUAUGCACAGCCCGGAACCCCUGUUUACUAUGGGGCAAUCACUCAAGCUGGGAACUCCACCGUGCUGCUCGCUGUUCCCCCGACCUUCAGUCCGGACCCUGUCAGCAUGCAGUGUACGAACUGUGGACAGCGGAUCAUCACCACUACCAGCGUCAUCACAGGACUGGCCACAUGGGUCGCCUGUGGGGCCAUCUGCGCUUUGGGUGGCUUUCUCGGCUGUUGUUUCAUCCCGUUCUGUGUGAACAGUAUGAAGGACGUCCGUCACACCUGUCCCUGCUGUGGGGCUCACCUGGGCACAUACCGCCCGAUGAAGUAGACCGGGUGUUAACUGUGGUGGUUGGAUUUAAAAAGGCCCAUGUUUUCGGGCUUUGUAUGCAGAUGCUUAUGAAUAAGAUGGCCUAUAAAUGGCUCUUGAAGAUAAACAAAGUAGACUUCAGUGACCGUUAUGUACCUAAUAGAUAUGCUUACAUAUAUGUAAAUAAAGAAACAUUGCUAAAA